Molecule: messenger RNA, 357 nt
Organism: Camellia sinensis
Lineage: Eukaryota; Viridiplantae; Streptophyta; Magnoliopsida; Ericales; Theaceae
Source: RefSeq, a predicted model, not a curated record
AUGGUUGAAACCUACAGGGACUGGCCGGAGAAACUUCCAUUCGCACUUUGGGGUUACAAAACGUCAAUCCGAACAUCUACAGGAGCAACCUCUUAUUCUCUUGUUUAUGGGAUGGAAGCUGUUCUACCAAUCGAGAUUGAAGUACCGUCGCUAAGAAUUAUGGUUGAGUUUUUAACUUACCACUUCAUGCACUGCGCAGGCUGUUCAGAAGAAUACGUUGCUUACCAACGUGUUCUUGAAUUGCAAAAAAUAGCUAAGACAGAGGUGGUUGAGGUAGAAGCGAAAGACGCUGAGAUUAAGGCACUGAAGGCAUCUCUGGCGAAGCUGAGUGCCGAGAAAGAAAAGCUGGCCGAGUAG